AGAGGAGUCAGGCUGCUCAAUCGAGCAAUGAGUAAUCGCUCAUGCGCUAUUCCCUCGGCCCAGAAGGAGAAAAAAGCAAACUCCGGUUCGAGUGCGGCGGUCAGAAAAAAAAGCAAAACUCCGGUUCGCGUGCGGUGGUGAGAGCAGGGCAGAAUUCGAGCGCGCGCGUGUGUGUGUGUGUGUGUGUGUCCUGCGGCAGCCGCUACGAACAGCAGAGAAAUGCAAGUUUUAGCCGCUUGCUAGCCGACGCAGCUAAUGGCUAAUGUGUUGCUAAUGGCUAACCGCUCGGAUUCGUAACAGCACAUUCGUUGAUGUGCAUUUAAAGAUAUCAGCCUAUCAGAGACAUGAUUCUCAACCCUCAUCCUUCUCAGUCGGAGGACAAGUGGCGCUGAGGAACACGUGUAGUUUGUGAAGAUUGACACCUGACACCGUGAGGCUACCUGUGCGGUGUGUGUGUGUGUGUGUGUGUGUGUUGCAUCGCUCCGCUUUGCUAGCCACGUAAACUGCUCCUGCCCGCCCGGUGUUGACGUAGCAGGAGCAGCUAGCUCAGCCUGUCGCCGUGUAGCAGGUGAGCUAGCUGCGUCAGGACACUGCCGGGCUUGUCUCGAUCGACACGAACUCCGCCGGGGACAUGAGCUAUUGUGACUCAAGAUGCUGUAGCUGGACUUGAGAGUGUGAGAGUGUGUGUGUGUGUGUGUGUGUGUGUGUGUGGUUCCGUGUUGGUGUCCUGGAUGAUGAAGCGAGUCAUCUGGCUGAUAUCAGGAUUAAACAGAAGGAUGAUGAAGCUGCUUUUCGCCCUCGCUUUGAUCGCCUAUAUCGCCUCUGUCUGGGGAACGUACACGAACAUGAGAUCAAUACAAGAACAUGGAGAAAUGGAGAUUGAGCAGAAAAUUGAUGAUGCUGUGGCUCCUCUCAGAGAGAAGAUUCGUGAUCUUGAACAAAGUUUUUCUCAGAAAUACCCUCCUGUCAAAUUCCUGUCAGAGAAGGAUCGGAAGAGAAUAUUGAUCACUGGAGGUGCUGGUUUUGUGGGUUCCCACCUGACUGACAAACUAAUGAUGGAUGGCCAUGAGGUAACUGUGGUGGACAACUUCUUCACAGGGAGGAAAAGAAAUGUUGAGCACUGGCUUGGCCACGAAAACUUUGAGCUCAUCAAUCAUGAUGUAGUGGAGCCUCUCUAUAUCGAAGUUGACCAAAUCUAUCACCUGGCAUCUCCAGCCUCUCCUCCCAACUACAUGUAUAAUCCUAUCAAAACGCUCAAGACCAACACCAUUGGCACACUGAACAUGCUUGGUCUUGCCAAACGUGUGGGUGCCAGACUUCUCCUGGCUUCUACUUCUGAGGUUUAUGGAGAUCCAGAGGUACAUCCACAAAAUGAGGAGUACUGGGGGCAUGUGAACCCCAUCGGUCCUCGAGCGUGCUACGACGAGGGGAAACGUGUUGCAGAGACGAUGUGUUACGCCUACAUGAAACAGGAAGGAGUCGAGGUGAGAGUUGCAAGAAUCUUCAAUACGUUCGGCUCCCGCAUGCACAUGAACGACGGACGUGUUGUCAGCAACUUCAUCCUGCAGGCUCUACAGGGAGAACCUCUCACUGUUUAUGGUACCGGUUCCCAAACACGAGCCUUUCAGUAUGUGAGUGAUCUGGUGAAUGGCUUGGUUCUGUUGAUGAACAGCAACAUCAGCAGUCCCGUCAAUCUGGGAAACCCAGAGGAACACACCAUAUUGGAGUUUGCUCGUCUCAUCAAAAGUCUCGUGGUGAGCCGAAGUCAGAUCCAGUUCCUUCCAGAGGCCCAGGACGACCCACAGAGGCGACGACCCGACAUCCGAAAAGCCAAGAUGAUGCUCGGCUGGGAGCCGGUGGUGCCGCUGGAGGAAGGCUUGAACAAGACUAUCCAUUACUUCAGCAGAGAACUCGAGCACCAGGCCAACAACCAGUACAUCCCCAAACCUAAAGCUGCCCGCAUGAAGAAGGGAAGGCCCAGACACAACUGAGGUGGGGGUGGUCUCCCUCCACAGACUCAGAGGGAUGUUCAGACUCCUCGGACGGACCUUUUGACGAGCGUCUCCUCUUGAACACACAGAGCGGAGCAGCGACGUCUUGUUGAGUCUCUUACAGACGAUAGUGUUGCCUUGUGUUGGAGCUUCAGCUGCACUGGGGUGCGAGGGGUUUCCGCUACCAGAGUUUGCGUGUUGGAUGGACAAGCCAGAACCCCCCCCCAAAAAAAAUAUCUGAAACUCAGCCCACAUUGUUUUGUGAAUUUGUUCUUUUGCUAUUUAAACUGCAGACAUGAGAAUCUUGCAGUGCUUUGUGUUGAAUCACGGCGUUUUGCCUCCGGAGUUGACUUUAUUUUCUCCACUGGAUGUUUUUGUCGUCAUCUCAGCAGCGCGUGACUGUUCAAAACAGACUGUUGACAGCACCAUUAUGUGAUUAUCAGGACUCCAUUGUGUUCUACUUUGUGAAAUCUCAUUUUCAGGAUGUGCAUUAUCAAUUUUCAGGUGAAGAUGCUAUUUUAAUAAAAUAUUUUAAAUA
Messenger RNA from Scophthalmus maximus (turbot), 2529 nucleotides. RefSeq names its product UDP-glucuronate decarboxylase 1 (gene uxs1). Bases 732 to 1991 code for a protein of 419 amino acids. The record is from RefSeq and is a predicted model, not a curated record. Gene Ontology annotation, molecular function: UDP-glucuronate decarboxylase activity; NAD+ binding. The transcript has 15 exons. Gene Ontology annotation, biological process: D-xylose metabolic process. Lineage: Eukaryota; Metazoa; Chordata; Actinopteri; Pleuronectiformes; Scophthalmidae. Gene Ontology annotation, cellular component: cytoplasm.